CCCGCCGUUUCGCUGAGAACAAAGCUUCAUUAGCAUCAACGAGAAAAAUUUCGCAAUUUUAUAUUUCUAGUUUUGCACUCCUUUGCAAAUCGGAUUUUUAUCAAAUUUGAUGCAAGGAAAGUUUUUUUGGUAAAUUUUAUUCAAAAGGGUGAGGCUUCAGCAUGAAAAUGAGGCCAGACCGCGCAGCCGCCUUAAGCAACUUGCUGCAUUUGUUGUUUAUGUGUCGCUUCAGUGAAGGCCGCAGCUGAGAGAGACGAAGGUGACAGGCGAAAUCUGGUUCCAUCUUGGUGUGAAUGAUCGCAGCUACCGGCCGUUACUCUCAGUCGUAUAUUUCAGGGUCUUUGGAAGAUGGCAAGCCAAGAUGGGAAGUUGCCAACGUCGGAUAGAGUACUCAAAAGUAAGCUUCCAGAAAAUCGCUGAUCUUGCCAACCGUUGCUUCGAUAGCCGCCAUUUUGCCUUGGUAAUACAUGUUUUUUAAUUCUUCUUCUUUCUUAUUAUAGCUGUUCCUAUGCCACCGAUCGAACGCCUCGCGAUCAGCGAUGUUUUCGACACGAAUGGAAAACCAAAAGCCGAUGUGUUGAAGAGUCAUUUCUUAAAAGAGGGAAGAGUAGAAGAAGAGGUUGCUCUUAAAAUCAUACAGGAUACCACGGAACUUUUACAAAGAGAGCCUACGAUGCUGGAUGUCGAAGCACCUAUAACAGGUAGGCAAAUUAGCCGUUUGUAUUUUGCUGGUAUUGACUCAAAGUUCUGGAGCAGGUCGCACGCGUAGAUAAGAGUUCGAGAAGUAACCAUCGCUGUUGUUUUAUUUGUCUUUCCAUCUUCUGUAGUUUGUGGUGAUAUUCACGGUCAGUUUUACGAUUUAAUCAAAUUAUUCGAAGUCGGAGGAUCACCAAGUUCGACAAGAUACUUAUUUCUUGGAGAUUACGUGGACAGAGGGUAUUUUUCAAUCGAGGUAAGCGUAUUACCUUCUAAAACUGUUACGUUAUCAGCUUGAUUUUGAAACGCUUAAGUACACUUUCCCUUCGUUGUUCGUAACAAAACAUAAGGUUAUCCUGCAUGAGACAAGGCCUGCCUCCGUUUUAUCGCCUUAGAGAUAUAAAACGCUAUCAAUCUGUAUUUAAUAUCAUUUUUCCGUUGUUUCUUCUGCAGUGUGUUUUAUACCUAUGGGCGUUAAAACUCCUUUAUCCCAAUACUCUCUUUAUGCUCCGUGGAAAUCACGAAUGUCGUCACUUAACAGAAUACUUCACCUUCAAAACAGAAUGUAAGUGUCUUUGUUCUGAUGUAGAGAAGCUUAAAAUUCCCUUUAAUUCCCAUUUUAAGAUUUCUUAUUGCACGAUCUGUAACCAACCGAGGCUUGCAAUCGAUCAAAACGACGACGCCUUCUAGAACCCCGCACAAGAGUAAUUAUUUUAUCGAACAAUCAAUCGUCGUUCCAAGGUAGAGCUUCCUUUGAAGAAAUUUCAAGUAUCAUUUGUGAACAAAUUCACGCCGCCUGUAUCUGUUCUGUUCUAUAUUUAUUCUUGGUCAGGUCGCCGUGGAACUUUGAACCUUUCUUGAGAUUUUUGCUUUACAUAGACCCGUUGGAUUUUCAUGAAUAAAUCAUAAAGUUGCGCUUUUAAAAUUUACAUCUUUAUUGUGGUCAGCGAUGGUUAAGUGCGAAGUAACAUUAAAAAGAUCUUUUUUUUUUCCACGAAUUUAGAUGUCAAGCAAAGGGCGAGAAAUCUCGGUUUACCCGUUUGUUAUUGAUAUUUUGAUGUCACGAAAUAUUUCCUCGCCACAAAUUCGAGAUUUUUCAUCGGAGUACCUAGCUGGAGUGCUUCUUUGUUGUUCCUCACUGUUCACCUUUUGUAGUAGUAUACUGACUCUGCCAUCAUUUUAUAUUUUUACUCCUUAAAAUUUUUCCUUGGCAAGAAUUUGCAAUUAUGAACUUUGCAGGGUAUGAUUAUGACAGUAUUUAAUCAGACGGGAUGCGUGAAUUUUUCUGUUGAUUGAAAAACAGGUGUUAAAUUGAAACAUUGUUUAUCACAUAUCUAGCUUGGGACAGCUUGAAGUAUCACAACAACAAUUCUGCUAUCAGCAGUACCUUCUUUGUGGAGGAAAACGUGACCUAAAUUGGGGUUUAAUUCGUUUUAAUCACAAUGGAUGCAAUUCAUUCAGUGGUCUUCACAAGGUUCUUCUGAGAGAACUCCUAAAUAAUAUCAAUGAUAAGGAAUAUUUAUACAGGGUAGCCCUUCAAAACAUAAGUGCUGUUAUCAAAGGGAUCCUGUUUAGAUAAAUAUAAAUAAAAACUUAAAAUGUGAUGAUAACUUUAUAACUUAUGCCAAAACAGCUGAGGCAAACCUACAUCCAUUAACUACGCUUUACAAAACAUUCAUAACAAGAGUUCCUUACCUAAAACUUACUGUUAUUCUACUUGGUUGUUAAGGUAAAGAGUUAGGGAUGAAGUAACUAAAAAUAAAUAAAAAAUAAAACUGACAAGCUGUCAUAUUACAGCCUGUUAGUUUCUUGAAUGUAAUUAAACUUGAACAAGUUUGAUAUCUUGAAAAUUUCACCCCAAAUUUUUGACAAAAUGAUUUCUUUCUGGCAUUCUGUGUUCCACAUAUUUUAUGUUUAACUUUGAAACACUAUCUUCUUACAGGCAAGAUCAAAUACACAGAAAAAGUGUAUGAUGCUUGCAUGCAGUCAUUUGAUUGUCUUCCUUUGGCUGCUCUGAUGAACAGACAAUUUCUCUGUGUGCAUGGUGGAUUGUCCCCAGAGAUCUAUAGCCUAGAUGACAUAAGAAAGGUGAGAGCAUAGCUAGAUUUAUUAGUAACUCUCAUUACUGUCUGUCGUACAAUUCUAAUGAGGUUAGUUUGGAGAAUUUGGUUUUGGAUCAACCAUUCAUUCCCCAAUAUUGAAAUUUUUCAUUAUUCUCAUCACUUGUGUGCUUAAUAUUGUUUUGAUAUUGUAAGACAAAUUCUGUCCUGGUUGCUCAUGGGAGUUAAAGGGUUAAAUAUACUGAUCUUUCAAGUUCUGUUGGAAGCUAGUCCUUGGUAUCCUCAGUUUGAUGCAACAAUAUUAUUCUGUUUUGAAUCAAGAGCUCAUUCAAGGGUUAAUUGAGCAUCAGGGAAAGCUUUUUGUGUCAUGAGUAGUAGAGGAAUGUAUUAACAGAAAUGAACUCUUUGCAGAUUGAUAGAUUCACUGAGCCCCCAGCCUUUGGUCCAAUGUGUGAUCUUCUGUGGUCUGAUCCUUUGGAAGAUUACGGCAAUGAGAAAAACAGUGAGCAUUACAGUCACAACACAGUCAGAGGGUGUUCAUACUUCUACAGGUAAUUUGUUCUGCUUCAAUAAAUGGGUAGAAGAUCCUUUUAAUUGAAGAGCUUGUAGUAAUUUUUUUUGUCUUUUUAACCAUGAUCUUCAACUCUUGCAUGCUCAAGUUCCAUCUAAAAUUAUAAAGUGAGGCCUGAUGGAGGUUUUAUCAUAGCAUUAUUCUGUUGGGAAGUACAGUACUUCUGCACUUGAAACAAAGACUCAGUGUAAACAUUACAGGAAUGCAACCAUACCAUAAGCUUAAUGACCUGACCUGAGUAAUUUUUGAUAUGUGUAAUUGGGUAUUUGACAUAUCACAGAGAGUUUGAUAAUUUUGUUUGAAGACCAAAGUGCUAAGAUUCCUUGUGGGCUAGUUGUUGAAUAGACAAAGAGCAUUUCUGUUGUUUCUUUUUCUGUUUGUAUCUUUGUAUCGUAAACCUCUCAUUGUUAUUGUGUUUGUACUUUAUUUAUAGUUACCAGGCAACCUGCGAUUUCCUCCAAAAGAAUAACUUGCUUUCAAUAAUCAGAGCACAUGAAGCACAGGAUGCUGGGUAAGUAACAGGAGUUGUCAUCUCCCUGAGUUUUGUCAUUGUCCUUUCUAGCAUUAUUUAUUAUUCCAGAAGAUAUUUAUGUGACUAAGGACUAGUCACAAGAAUCCUUUAACAUUUCAAAUUGCUAAUCAAACAUAUUGGAACAUUCAGGUACCGAAUGUACAGGAAAAGUCAAGAAACUGGGUUUCCAUCUCUCAUCACAAUUUUUUCAGCUCCCAAUUACCUGGAUGUCUACAAUAACAAAGGUUUGUAAGACGAUAACAGGUGAACUUCAAGUUGAGAAACUGCUUGCCAUACUUUUCCAUGAAUAUGAAUUUAUUGACUUGUUUAUAUUUUCAGCCGCGGUAUUGAAGUAUGAAAAUAAUGUGAUGAAUAUCCGACAGUUCAACUGUUCUCCUCAUCCUUACUGGCUUCCAAAUUUUAUGGAUGUUUUUACAUGGUCUUUGCCGUUUGUUGGUGAGAAAGGUGAGUCUUAUAUUGCCGAAAUUUUUACACUUGUUGAUGAUGCAUUGUCAUUACUUUCACAUUGCUUCUCUUCACUCUGUGGGAUGAAUGGAUUUUGGUGAACUGUCAAUGUACUUUAAAAAAUGCUUGUAGGUAUCUGCUGUGGAGUAGCAUCCCAACUGGGGUGGUAGAUAGAACCUGAAAGGGUUGUCACUAAGUGCUGGCUGCCAGAAAAAUUUGGUGGACAAUAAAGCAGUGAUCAUAGGCUGGACUUUUUGCAAUAAAACUAUGCACUCACAGUUGUACAAUAUCAAAUGCUGUAGUUUCAGUGAAAAGUUUGAAAUUUUUGUCUUAUGAACUGGAGUGUUAGGAACCACAAGCACAAUAGUUGAAUUAAGAGAUUGUUUUAAACACUUGUUUACUCUGACUGGUUUCCCUUUAUUGCAUCUACCAUUUUGUAAACAGGAAGCUUAGUAGCCUUGCAUUCAAAGCAUUGCAAAAGACAGUUCAACUGAAUUUUCAGCCACCAGCUUAAUUUCAUAGCUACAACCUUAUCUCUAACCAUUUCAUGCUAUGAAAAUUGGGUUAAACUCCGGAGUUGUGAGUCAGAAAUGAUCGAAGAGGUUACAUAACCUUUCUUACCUCCCCUUGUUUUGUUUUCAGUCACCGAAAUGCUUGUGAAUAUUCUUAAUAUUUGCACUGAUGAAGAACUUGAAGGAGAGGAAGAUGAAGAACAAAGUGAAGCCAUCAAAAGGAAAGAAGUUAUACGCAGCAAAAUACGAGCCAUUGGUAAAAUGGCAAGAGUGUUCACUGUGCUCAGGUACUUUGUGAAACAAUUCUCUUUAGUGAAACACUUGGUUUACUUUUUGACCAAAUGUUCUCAACAGCUUUUAAAUUCGUAUAGGUAAUAUCAUGAUUCUGACUGCAAUGUGGUGUUGAUAAGUGCAAGUAGUGCUAAUUACACCAAAUUGCAUGAGAAAUCAUGUUAUUACUGGUUAAAAAUGUACAUGAAAAAACAUCACAGAAAGUUAAGACAAACGUGCCCACCAAUAUGUAAUAUGCACUCGUGUUACAACUUUGCACUCAUGUUACAUAAGAAUGCACACAUUUUCAGCCAAACAGAAGCACUUUUUUAUUUUCAUGUUUAUUAUUAAAAUAAUAAGAGAAUUCAUACGAUGUAUACUUGCAUUUCUCCUAUUGCUUAAUUUUUUUUUUUUUUUUUUUGGUUUGGUGCACUGUUUUGGAUCAUCUCCAAGGGACUAUUUUGUGGUUUAUGCAUUUUGAAAAAAUUGGCAGAAAUUGUAUUAGUUAAUUGUUUGCAAUGUGUAAUAGGGUGGUGGCAAACUGUCAGGGGAGUGGUAAAUGCAACUUGUGAUGGAUUUGAAUUCCAUCCAGGGGAUCCAGGGUUAAUCACUUUGUCCAUCUGAAACAAUGGAUUGAAGUAGUGGGUAUUUAUGAGCCUUCCAGUUCUAAGACUUACAUGUAAGAAGAUAGCUAUGCACUUUGUAGCUAUUCAUUUCUUGGUAUCUUGUAGCUCAUGUUAAUCAGCUGUAUUUGUGUUUUAGAGAGGAAAGUGAGAGUGUGGUGCAACUGAAAGGACUCACUCCUUCAGGACACUUGCCUGUUGGACUUCUGUCUGGUGGCAAACAAGGGCUUCAGAGUGGUAAGCUGUGUUAAAUUUUCUUCUUUAAAUUUGGUUCAAAUUUUUAACAUAACAUGUGCUGAACCUAAAAAAGCUCAUUUUUGAACCACAUACAUUGUUGUAGCUUUGAUAGUUUUAUAUUUGGGUUGAUCUGCUGCUUUGUCAAACUGGACUAUUUUAAUGGGACAGUUAUGAGUGAGCUGGACUUUUUAUGGUGUGAUGCGAAUGUGGGCAAUGUGUUGAUGUAUCAGCUAAUAUAAAAAGGUCUUUGACUGGCCAAAAAGACAAUCUAGAUGUAAGGUCUGUUGAGCUUUAACAUAUUCCAACUGAAUAUGUUAUCCUUAAGGAAAAAGGAUCACUCUGAAUGCAUGUUUACGAUGCCCCUGAGCAUUUUUUUCUUUUUUAUAAUCUUUUCUUUAGCUUUACAAGGGCAAGUAUUUAGCCCCAAUCACAAAAUCAGUGGCUUUGCUGAAGCCAAGGGACUUGACCAGGUGAAUGAAAGAAUGCCACCCAGGAAGGACUUACCAGUACAACCAGGGACAAAGUGAUACCACAGACAGACCAAACAUUCCCAAACCUUGGAGACUCAUCAUCAACCAUUAGUAUUGUAGUAUAAUAUUAUUAUUACCUAUGUGAAUAUCUGUAUAAAAUAGUAAAAUCUGCUUUACAAAAAGCUCACUAAUAAACAAUGUUUGGAUGUAAUAUUUAAGUAAAAUUUGUGUUGCAAUGAUGAAUAGGUUAGCCCCUUCCUUUUCUUGCUGGCAUUUUCUGGUAGGUUGGCUCAGCAUAGAAAGUGAUAAAGAACUAUGGAGCUCUGUUCUGUGGUAUUCCUGUCUUUUGGGAUGUCCCAGUGGCUAGUAUGUAAUCAUUUCUGCUCCAAUCAUUCAUACAAACUCCAAGGCUAUGAUUUCCUGGUAUAUAAUUAUACAGUGUAUAAAUCAUAUCUAUUAUAGGUAGGAUGUGGAGAUGACUUCGUUCAAUUUUGUUUUUUUAUUUCAUUUUAAGGUGGCUAUAUUUUCACCUACUCAGCCUAAAGACCAUAAUACUGAUUCUCUUCCCAGAUUUCUGUACAAAAACUAUCUCAUGCUGUAAGAAUUUGUGGUAAAUCAGACAAUAUCCCCUUGUUGCUUAUAAAAUAAGUUUGCCAUUAUAGUGUCCUAGAAUGUAAAAUUUAUUUAGAAAUUGUGGGUUUUGAUUGUAAUUUUUUGUAUUUAUAUGCUUUGAAAUUUGUCUUCUGGAAAGGAGAAUUUUUUCCACCACUAGUUUUAAAUCUUUACAAGGCAAUAUUCACAUGGCUGUUAUAUGGAAAAGAAAUGCUGCUCAUGGAGAUAUGUGUGACAGUAGUGGUGUGUGUGGCCCCCCUGUCCAUAAAGGGAGAAACUUUGUUUUGAUCUCAUAAGCCAGGUACCUCUAUCAACUCUUUAACUACCAAGAUCUGAUUGUCAAUUCUCCCUCCCAGCUGUAACAAGUUUCCUUGUGAAUAAGUUUUGAGAAUUUGGUGUUAGAUCAAGAGAACUUAACUUGGAGCCUGACAAAUUGGAGUAUUUUCAUUAUCUGUUUGUUAGGGUAUGUACAGAUAUUUUAGGGAGAGGUUACAUGUUCAUCAUCUCUGGGAAUUAAAAAGCUUAGUGACUAGUCAAGACUUUUAUUUAUGGAAAAUCCUCCAACAGUUUGCUACUCAGUUUCUUUGAUCACAUCGUCCAUAUAAUUUUGAGAUUUGUUGGAUACUUGUAUAAAAAAGAAAUGACACUUUGUUUCCAGAUAUAACCAUAAAUAAGUGAUUUCAGAGCUUAAAUUGAAAUCUCAAUCAUCUUCCCUGAAAUUAAGCUUCAAGACAGUAUGGAAACAGCUGCCCACUAUUUAGCAAAUACAAUUUUCCACGUCAAGUCCUCCUGUGUAUUAUGUUUUUAAUCGUGGAAGAGUAAAUAUGUUUUGUGAAUGUUAUGCCUGAUGGGAGACGAUCUAUGCUUGCUUAUAUAAAGCUUUAUGGCCCAAAAAAUAGUUGUAAUGGAAUUAUGUAAUGUAGGCGUAGACAUUUUAUUUAUGAUUUUAAAGCGAAGUAAAACUAUAAGUAACUGGUUUGAAUUAAAUAUCUUAUGAUGAAGAAAAUAUUGUUAUUACAUCCAUAAUUGAUUGUAUCUUUCUCUUGAUGUCAGAGGGCAAUGUCAGAAACUUCAUUUAAUCACGAUGGUAUCAGGAACGAACCGUCGAGGACCAUGAAGCGAGACACUGACAAAUGUCACGUUGUAUUUAAGCGAGCGAACUGAGUAAAAGCGGAACGA
Pocillopora meandrina is the source of this 8206-nucleotide messenger RNA. The record is from the annotation of a GenBank genome assembly. Lineage: Eukaryota; Metazoa; Cnidaria; Anthozoa; Scleractinia; Pocilloporidae.